Molecule: messenger RNA, 902 nt
Organism: Dromiciops gliroides (monito del monte)
Lineage: Eukaryota; Metazoa; Chordata; Mammalia; Microbiotheria; Microbiotheriidae
Gene: CHMP2A
Product: charged multivesicular body protein 2A
Exons: 6
Coding region: 171-836 (221 amino acids)
Biological process (GO): endosome transport via multivesicular body sorting pathway; late endosome to vacuole transport; protein transport
Cellular component (GO): ESCRT III complex; multivesicular body
Source: RefSeq, a predicted model, not a curated record
UGAGAGAAAGCGGGCGGCGAGGAGACCCCGGGCGGCGGCGGCGGCGGCGGCGGCGCGGGGUUGGGGGGUGGGGCCGGCGUCUGGCAAGGGGCAGCGGCGAUCCGGGAGGGCUUCCCGGAGGCGGCGGUUGUGCCUCCUGAGCUCCAGCUCGGGGCCGCCCCAGCUGCACUAUGGAUCUGCUGUUUGGGCGAAGAAAAACUCCAGAGGAGCUGCUGCGGCAGAACCAGCGGGCCCUGAACCGGGCUAUGCGUGAGCUGGACAGGGAGCGUCAGAAGCUGGAGACCCAGGAGAAGAAAAUCAUCGCAGACAUCAAGAAGAUGGCCAAGCAGGGCCAGAUGGAUGCUGUGAAAAUCAUGGCCCGAGACCUGGUGCGAACGCGCCGCUACGUCAGCAAGUUUGUGAUGAUGCGGGCCAACAUCCAGGCCGUGUCCCUGAAAAUACAGACGCUCAAGUCCAACAACUCUAUGGCACAAGCCAUGAAAGGCGUCACAAAGGCCAUGGGGACCAUGAACAGACAGCUGAAGCUGCCCCAGAUCCAGAAGAUCAUGAUGGAAUUUGAGCGCCAGGCAGAGAUCAUGGACAUGAAGGAAGAGAUGAUGAAUGACGCCAUCGAUGAUGCCAUGGGCGAUGAGGAAGACGAGGAGGAGAGUGAUGCUGUGGUGUCCCAAGUGCUGGAUGAGCUGGGCCUGAGCUUGACCGACGAACUAUCCAACCUCCCUUCCACAGGCGGCUCCCUCUCUGUGGCUGCAGGGGGCAAGAAGGCCGAGCCUUCUGCGGCCCUGGCUGAUGCUGAUGCAGACUUGGAAGAGCGCCUUAAAAACUUGAGGAGGGACUGAGCCGGCAGGGAGGGAAGAGGGUGUGCUACCCCUACCAACAAUAAAGUUUUUAACUGGCCAACAUAA